Messenger RNA from Octodon degus (degu), 3505 nucleotides. RefSeq names its product neurotrophic receptor tyrosine kinase 2 (gene Ntrk2). The coding region runs from base 1004 to 3505 and encodes 833 amino acids. Gene Ontology annotation, cellular component: plasma membrane; signaling receptor complex; axon. NCBI's taxonomy places the organism in Eukaryota, Metazoa, Chordata, Mammalia, Rodentia, Octodontidae. Gene Ontology annotation, molecular function: brain-derived neurotrophic factor binding; ATP binding; brain-derived neurotrophic factor receptor activity. Gene Ontology annotation, biological process: protein phosphorylation; cellular response to brain-derived neurotrophic factor stimulus; regulation of phosphatidylinositol 3-kinase/protein kinase B signal transduction. The transcript is spliced from 21 exons. The record is from RefSeq and is a predicted model, not a curated record.
GAGCCGCAAAUGGGAAGAAAGAUUCUCAGACUAGGCUUGAUAUACCCGCAGCCACCAUUUAACAGGGCCCGCAGAGCAGUUACGGUUUGACACCCGACCCUCCCGGACCGCCUCCUUUGUCCCCCGUGGGACCCCAGGCUCUGCCCGCUCGGGGCUGCUCCUUAGCUGGAUGCACGUUGCGCUCCUGGCAGCGCGGGCGCAGGGCACGCAUCCGCGCACACCCGCGCACACCGCACGCGCGCAAGGGUGACAGUCUCUACUGCAGGGGCAGAGGAGACCUCCGUUUGAACCAGGGGCCGACAGGCGUCGAGAGGCAGAGCAGUCCAUCCCAGAGACUAAUUUUCUGGAGUUUCUGCCCCUGCUCUGCGUCAGCCCUCACGUCACUUCGCCAGCAGUAGCAGAGGCGGCGGCGGCGGCUCCCGGAAUUGGGUUGGAGCCGGAGCCGGAGCCAGAGCCAGAGCCCGAGCCGGAGCCGGAGCCUCGCUGCUCCUUCUCGCGUGCGCUGUGCUCCGAGCCCGCGGCAGCAGGAGCCCAGACCCGGGCGCGGAGCCUGGUGAGCUACGCCGACUGCGCCCUUCGUUGCCUCGGCCCUCGCGGUGACCCUGGGUGGCCACAGCUGCUUCCCAGCCCCGAGGUGCGUGCCGGAUCCCUGUGCGCGUCUAGCCAGAAGUCUGCGCCUAGAGCGUCCGUCCCCUGCGCGGAGGGCCGGUCCCGGCGUGUUAACCAUGCGUCUGCGACCAAGGCCGAGCUCUGAGCGGCGUUAGCGCCCUCUGCGAAGCGUCCCGCCAUGCCCCAGCCACUGUGAACCUUGCUGCCGGCCCAGAUACACUCAACCCGGGACGAGAUCAGCUUUGGACACCCUGGACUCUGCGCGCGCGCCUGCAACAAACACAGAAGCGUCCGGAGGGCAGAAAGCGCAGGCAGGCCUCCCCCGUCAGGUCGGCAGGGAAAGCCGGCAGGUGCGACUCGGGACACACACCCGGGCUAGCACUGGCGACUAGGGAUGUUGAGCUGGACAAGGUGGCAUGGACCCGCCAUGGCGCGGCUUUGGGGCUUCUGCUGGCUGGUUGUGGGCAUCUGGAGGUCCACUCUCGCCUGUCCACAGUCCUGCAAAUGCAGUGCCUCUCGGAUUUGGUGCAGCGACCCUUCUCCUGGCAUCAUGGCAUUCCCGAGGUUGGAGCCUAACAGUGCAGACCCCGAGAACAUCACGGAAAUUUUCAUUGCAAAUCAGAAAAGGCUAGAAAUCAUCAACGAAGAUGACAUGGAAGCCUACGUGGGACUGAGAAACCUGACAAUUGUGGAUUCUGGGUUAAAAUUUGUGGCCUAUAAAGCAUUUCUGAAAAACAACAACCUACAGCACAUAAAUCUCACCCGAAAUAAACUGACGAGUUUGUCUAGGAAACAUUUCCAUCACCUUGACUUGUCUGAGCUGAUACUGGUUGGGAAUCCCUUCGCAUGCUCCUGUGGCAUUAUGUGGCUCAAGACUCUCCAAGAGAUUAAAUCCAGCUCUGAAACUCAGGAUUUGUACUGCCUAAAUGAAAGCAGCAAGAACAUCCCCCUGGCAAACCUGCAGAUACCCAACUGCGGGUUGCCGUCUGCAAAUCUGGCUGCACCUAAUCUCACUGUGGAGGAAGGGAAGUCCAUCACAUUGUCCUGCAGCGUGGCAGGAGACCCACUUCCUAAUAUGUACUGGGACGUUGGGAAUCUGGUUUCCAAGCAUAUGAAUGAAACAAGCCAGACCCAGGGCUCCUUGAAGAUAAUUAACAUUUCGGCCGAUGACAGUGGAAAGCAGAUCUCUUGUGUGGCAGAAAACCUUGUAGGAGAAGAUCAGGAUUCUGUCAAUCUCACUGUGCACUUUGCACCAACUAUCACAUUUCUCGAGUCUCCAACCUCAGACCACCACUGGUGCAUCCCAUUCACUGUGAAAGGCAACCCCAAACCAGCGCUUCAGUGGUUCUACAAUGGGGCAAUACUGAAUGAGUCCAAAUACAUCUGCACUAAAAUUCACGUUAGCAAUCACACGGAGUACCAUGGCUGCCUCCAGCUGGACAACCCUACCCACAUGAACAACGGGGACUACACCCUGAUCGCCCAAAAUGAGUACGGGAAAGAUGAGAGACAGAUCUCUGCCCACUUCAUGGGCUGGCCUGGGGACAUCGAUGGUGGGAAUCCAGAUUACCUAAGUGAACUUUAUGAAGACUGGACUGCAACGAGUGACACCACAAACAGAAGCAGUGAAACACCGUCCACGAUUCCUGACAAACCUGGCCGGGAGCAUCUCUCGGUCUACGCUGUGGUGGUGAUAGCCUCUGUAGUGGGAUUUUGCCUGCUGGUGAUGCUGUUUCUGCUUAAGUUGGCAAGACACUCCAAGUUUGGCAUGAAAGAUUUCUCAUGGUUUGGAUUUGGGAAAGUAAAAUCAAGACAAGGUGUUGGUCCAGCUUCAGUUAUCAGCAACGAUGAUGACUCUGCCAGCCCACUGCACCACAUCUCCAAUGGGAGCAACACUCCAUCUUCCUCAGAGGGAGGCCCGGAUGCUGUCAUCAUUGGAAUGACCAAGAUCCCUGUCAUUGAAAAUCCUCAGUACUUUGGCAUCACCAACAGUCAGCUCAAGCCAGACACAUUUGUUCAGCACAUCAAGCGACAUAACAUUGUUCUGAAAAGGGAGCUAGGCGAAGGAGCCUUUGGAAAAGUUUUCCUAGCUGAAUGCUAUAACCUCUGUCCUGAGCAGGAUAAGAUCUUGGUGGCAGUGAAGACACUAAAGGAUGCCAGUGACAAUGCACGCAAGGACUUCCACCGAGAGGCUGAGCUGCUGACCAACCUGCAACAUGAGCACAUCGUCAAGUUCUACGGUGUCUGUGUGGAGGGAGACCCGCUCAUAAUGGUCUUUGAGUACAUGAAGCACGGGGACCUGAACAAGUUCCUUAGGGCACAUGGACCUGAUGCAGUACUGAUGGCAGAGGGCAACCCACCCACGGAGCUGACACAGUCACAGAUGCUGCACAUUGCACAGCAGAUUGCCGCAGGCAUGGUGUACCUGGCGUCCCAGCACUUUGUGCACCGUGACCUGGCCACCCGAAACUGCCUGGUGGGGGAGAACCUGCUGGUGAAGAUCGGGGACUUUGGGAUGUCCCGGGAUGUGUACAGCACUGACUACUACAGGGUCGGUGGCCACACAAUGCUGCCCAUCCGCUGGAUGCCUCCGGAGAGCAUCAUGUAUAGGAAAUUCACCACGGAGAGUGACGUCUGGAGCCUGGGCGUUGUGUUGUGGGAGAUUUUCACCUAUGGCAAGCAGCCUUGGUACCAACUAUCAAACAAUGAGGUGAUCGAGUGCAUCACACAGGGCCGAGUCCUUCAGCGACCCCGCACAUGCCCCCAGGAGGUGUACGAGCUAAUGCUGGGGUGCUGGCAGCGGGAGCCCCACAUGAGGAAGAACAUCAAGGGCAUCCACACCCUCCUUCAGAACUUGGCCAAGGCAUCUCCCGUCUACCUGGACAUUCUCGGCUAG